AGUAGAAUAUUGGUUGGCAACCUGUACCAAGUGUGACUUUAGUACUAGAAUAUAAGCAGGCAACCCGUACCAAGUGUAAUUUAGUAGUAGAGUUUAUGAGGCAACCCGUACCAAGUGGGACAUUUCUGCGUGUGUAUUAGUGAAAAUCUUAGUUUGGUUAAUUGUAGAUUUAUACAAUGCUUAAAUCGUCAGAGAUAAAAGUAUGCAACUGAUCUAGUUCCUCAUUUGCAAUUUAUUCAUACAUAAAAUAUAAAUAAAUUGUACAUUUUUAUCUAUGAUUGUUGGAGAAUGGAAUUCAAUGAAAUUUUUACAAAUGAAGAAAGAAUUUGUCGCCUAUGCGGCGAAAAGCAACAUAAUGUCAUAGAACUUUCUGGAAAGGAUAGUAACGAUAUUAAAUCUUUAAUCAGACGCACUCUUGGCUUUUUGAAUAUAAAGUACAAAGAAAAUGAUUACUUUCCAAAUUGUUUAUGCGUCGCUUGUCAUUUGGAUGCUGAAUCAACAGUUAAAUUUCUUCAAAUGGUAGAAGAGGGACAAAGGAAAUUGACGCAAAAGUUAAGAAGGAAAAAUGUGAUGUCAAUUGAUGGGGAAAAUUUUAUUGACGGAGCUCCCACUCCCACUACAGGUCCAAAAUUAUCAAAGCACACCCCUCCUAAAAAAUUCACUAAACGUGUAAGAAAAAAGAAAAAACGUUUUCCUUGUGAUCCUUCUCCUUACCUUGAGGGUGAACAAAUCGAUGUCAGUUUAGAAAUAAAUUCAGACAAUUCUUCAGAGAUAAACACUGGAACGCUCAUCACUAUACAACCAAUUGCUGAAUUAAGAUCUGCAAAUGGGUCGUCUUUAGCAGAAAUAAUUUCAGUUGGUUCAGAUGCUCCUAUGCAUCAGUCAACACCCACUAAGCCAGAAAUACGUAUGAUAUGUGAAUACUGUAAAGAAGUCUUUACAAAACAACACAUAUUUCUAAAACAUUUACGGACGCAUAAUGAUUCUCUAUAUAAAUGUUUGGCGUGUGCAUCAAAGUUCGAGACAUUAACUAACGUGAAGAAACAUCACAAGCUUACUCGUCAUAAAGGUACAACACUUCUGACCAAAACUAACACUGAAAAUAAUGAAAAACAAUCGCCGGACAAAAAAUCCGAAACCACAAUUAAUAUAGUUGUAAAUGAUGAAGGACAUAUCACUUCUAUUAAUUCAGAUGUAAAUGCAACGCCCAAAGGAAACGAUGAAACUGCUAAGUCACCGGUAAAUAUAGCUGAAAAUAUAGAGCAGGUACGAUCAGUUUUGUCGCCUAAAAUAAGCUCGUUUAAAUGUUUGAAGUGCAACAAAUCAUAUAAAACUCACUAUUCGGUGUUACGUCAUCACAAACAAGUCCAUGUGGGCAUUCGACCGUACAAGUGUCAAUAUUGCACUGCCAGCUUUAAGCACACUACCAAUUUGACUUAUCAUAUGGCUAAACACACCGGUAUACGAAAUUUUAAAUGCAAUAUAUGCUCCAAGGCAUUUGUACAUAAAAGCGAGCUGACUUUGCACAUGCGAACACACACCGGUGACAAACCUUAUGUCUGCAAGCACUGUUCCAAAGGCUUUGCGCAUCGUUCCAAUAUGGUCACACAUAUGCGAUUGCACUCUGGUCAAUUACCGUUUAAUUGCGAAACAUGCGGCGCAAAUUUCAACAGCAGUUCCCAUUGGAAACUGCACAAACAAAUGCAUCUAAAACACGCACAACGUGCAGUCCUCGCACGUUUGCAGGGCAAUAAAGCGAAAAAUGCCAUAUUAAGCGAUACACUUGAAUCUACUGUUAAUGCAUCUUCAACACAGACUUACGACUCCGUCCAAAAAUCAAAUGUUCCCAUGUCCUUGCUUCGUUCAAAAGUUACAAACGUAAAGUCUGUUGAGGUAUUGCCACCUCUCAAAACAUUACCCGGUCCUAACAUCGUUAUUAGUAAAGACGAAUUGGAAAGGCUCAUUCUUACAAAUAUACCCAUGAGUGUUAGCACCGCUCCUAAGGGCACCCAACUUAGAUAUAAAUGCGAUCGGUGUUUUCAACGUUUCAAUUUGAAAUCUGCUUUGACGAAGCACUUGCGUACACACACGGGAGAAAGGCCUUAUAAGUGCCCAUUUUGUCCGCGAACAUUUGCUGAUGCAUCAAAUUUUAAACGUCACAAGACGCUACACAAAACAGCCACGGAAGAGUUACAAAAUGUCACCAAAAAAUAUAAGACUUCUGAUUUGUUGCAUGAAUUUCAGCGUGAUAGAAAAAAAGCACUUCCUGUUGGAAAUGUCUCACCAACCCAUAGUGUAGCAUCAGAUCCCGAUCCAGACGGUUUGGAGGCACAUCAACUAACAAGCGCACCUUCGCCAAAAAGUGCUUCCGAUGUCAGUGAUACUGUCGUUGAUAUGCUGCACAGCAUAGCUGGCGAAACAAAGUGGAAGAUAUCAAGUGGCCACGAUACUUCCCAUAGUACAAGCGAGGUGAAUGUUUUACACAGACCUGCAAUUCCCAAAUCUCCACAAAAACUAAUUUGUAUUUCUUAUCCGAAUCCAGCGAACCCCAGUGAUAACAAAAUUACUACUUUUUAUGUGUAAAUAAAGUUUUAAAGUUUUAAAAGUUAUACAUAUCGUA
Messenger RNA from Bactrocera oleae (olive fruit fly), 2620 nucleotides. Its product is annotated as oocyte zinc finger protein XlCOF28. Gene Ontology annotation, cellular component: nucleus. Gene Ontology annotation, molecular function: zinc ion binding. Gene Ontology annotation, biological process: regulation of gene expression. NCBI's taxonomy places the organism in Eukaryota, Metazoa, Arthropoda, Insecta, Diptera, Tephritidae. The record is from RefSeq and is a predicted model, not a curated record.